Molecule: messenger RNA, 951 nt
Organism: Melanaphis sacchari
Lineage: Eukaryota; Metazoa; Arthropoda; Insecta; Hemiptera; Aphididae
Product: piggyBac transposable element-derived protein 4-like
Exons: 2
Coding region: 1-951 (316 amino acids)
Source: RefSeq, a predicted model, not a curated record
AUGUCUCAAGAUAGAUUUUGUUUAUUACAAAGACUGUUACAUUUUAGUGAUAACCGAAACCCAUGUCCUGGCAAUAGACUAGUAAAGAUUGGAACAGUUGUGGAAACUCUAAAAAAAAAAAUUAAGUCAAUAUUUAUACCACAUCAAAAUCUUUGUAUAGAUGAAAGUAUUGUAGAAUGGAAAGGUCGCCUAACAUUUAAACAAUAUAUACCAUCAAAGAGACACCGGUUUGGAAUAAAACUAUUUGUUUUAUGUGAUUGUAAGUCAGGUUUUGUCCUAGACUUUUUAGUUUAUACUGGAGAUAACCAACAUAUUGAUUUUAAUGAAUCUCUAUCACAAUCUAGUUCAGUUAUUUCAACAUUAAUGAGCCCAUAUAUUAAUAAAGGUCACAUAUUAUACAUUGAUAACUGGUAUUCAUCUCCAACACUGUAUGAAUAUUUACUUGAACAUAAAACCGGGGCUUGUGAUACUGUAAAGGAAAGAAAAAAAGGGAUGCCAGUUUUCCCAAAAAAAAUUGUCAAAAGUGCAAGAAAAACUAUUAAGUGGUACAAGAAGUUUUUUUUUCAUUUAUUAGACCUUUCGGUAUUGAAUUCUGGCAUUGGAUAUAACUCUAUUUUAGGAAAAAAAUUAAAGUUACCAGAAUUUAGAUUAAAUGUGAUAAAACAAAUGAUUCAAGUACACUCAAACACUGAUAUUUUAGUGUCAUCUGGACGUAGAGGUCGAAAAAUAAAAGGAGAUCACUCUUUACGACUAACUUCCGGUCAUUUCCCUUCCAAAAUAAAGACUGAUAAAGAUGGUAAAAAAAGUUGUCAAAAGAGAUGUCAUGUGCAUAUGUUAACAAAUUUGAAACCUCGCAUAAGGAAAGAUACUUCAUAUGAAUGCGUUGACUGCAAUACACCGCUAUGUUUGGAACCCUGUUUUAAAGAAUAUCACAAUAGAUUAGUAUAUUAA